UUUGCUGAAGAAAGGAAGUGGAAGCUCUUUGUGGUUUAGUGUCUCUGCAGUGCAUUGAAACCUUCAGUUUGAUCAAAGCUGUUACGAAUGAAAGACAAUGGAGAAGAUCUUGUUCUUUUGCGUUUUUUUGUACAGGAUUCUUCAGAUCACUUCUAGCGAUGUUUCAGAACAUAAUGUGACUCUGUUAAGAUUCCAGCUGAACGGAAACAUCAGUAUGAAGUGCAACGUGACCAGCAGACAUGAAAUAGCCUGGUAUCGCCAGAAUCCUGAUUCUGGACGACUAAAGCUACUGUUGUUGUCGAUCUUCAAAAACCUAUGGUCAAUACAUCCAGACACUCCUAUCAGAGUUAAAUCAGAGAGGGGGAGCAACACUGCAUCUCUAGUUAUUGAAAAUCUAACAGAGUCAGAUUCGGGUCUUUAUUUCUGUGGAACAAGAUCAAGGGAUCAAGAUAUGCACUUUCACAAACCCAUCAGACUACAGCUCGAGGACAGAGUUCAUAAUGUCACAGAACCGCCAGAAGAUGUUGAGAUCACAGAUGUAUUGACGAUGCCAGAGCGUGUGCUGAUAUUCAGUGGUGUUGGACUGGUUGUGUUUGUGUUUUUUCUGGCUUCAGUCGUCACAGGAGGAAACAUUCACCAUCACGGCUGGCAGAAAGGAUGGGCCGCAGCCAAACGUGCUGGUCUGACUGAUCAAAAUUCACCUAAAUGACACAUUUGUGUGCUUUAUUUUCACUCUAUCCCAAUAAUCAGCAUUUUUGUAUGUUACCACCAAUGUGGCUCACCAGUGUGACUCAGAUGUGGUUCCGGUGGCAAGAUCUUCUGUUGUGGCAAAACUCUAGAGCAGUACUAAUAUGUGCGUAUAAGCGGAGUUCUGGAGAAAGUAUAAAUAUCAUCUGUUUUAUGGCAUAUAAAACUUGUUCAAAUAAAAUGUCUUCAAUGUAAAUGUGUUGUUGAGAGUUCUGAUUAAAUAAACAGCAGUAAAACUAAGAAA
Ctenopharyngodon idella (grass carp) is the source of this 991-nucleotide messenger RNA. RefSeq lists its product as uncharacterized. The coding region runs from base 98 to 709 and encodes 203 amino acids. Gene Ontology annotation, biological process: response to bacterium. The transcript is spliced from 4 exons. Lineage: Eukaryota; Metazoa; Chordata; Actinopteri; Cypriniformes; Xenocyprididae. The record is from RefSeq and is a predicted model, not a curated record.